UGUAAAAAGUGGCUCAUGUUACCCUACGUGCAUUAUGUCAGACACACAAGUCACACACAAGCUACACACCCACAAAGUUUACACACACCCACAUGCUGUAUGUGGGUUGUGUAGCUGCCUCUGACAUAAAUUUGUGAAUUAAAUGAACCCAGUGAAAAAGUAAAUAGCCUCCAGCAUUAGGGGCUGGAUUUGAUGCCAGCUGUGUAAAUGGAGUCUUUCACAAUAAUAAAUCAUUAACCUUUUAGUCGGCAAGCUUGAUGUCUGCUCAAGGCUCCAAAAUCUGACUCUGGCCAAGACGAGAAGCAAAAUAGCUCUGUUUAUUUCAAUGAAAUGCCAUUUUCACUCUAUAGCAUUUUGUUGUGUUGCGCAGCAGGGAAGCUGGAGUGCAUCCUGCUCUCAGGCUAGAUAACACUCGCACUUCCCACUGCUGAAUGAGAAGGUGGGGAAUCAAGCAGCAAGAAGACAAAAAGAACACGCAGCUCCUCUUCGCGAGACACAGUGGAAACAGGACGUAUUUUCCACCUAGCACAUCUCUUAAAUGUAGACAAAUGCGGAGUCAUCAGGAGCAGCCAAGCAGGGCAUGGCUUUAAGCAGACUCCUGCUGCUCUGUAUGGUAGCCUCUGAGGUGUGGGAUGCCGAGACUAAGCCCAUAGACUUUGUGUGUAAUAGAGUCGCUAGGAGGGCUUUGAAUGUUGUGGCAGAGAUGCAGAGUGCACUGAAGGACUGCAACGGCUCGAUGACCCUCUCCACACCGGUCCAGCUACCCUGCACUGAGCUUCAUGUAGCAUCUUGGGAAAACAAAUCACACCAGGAGAAGAGAGGAGACAUAGGUGCAUCCCUGAGGCUUCUUGUUGAAGGUGUGCAGGUUGUGAGGGCUCUCAGCCAGGCAGGAUGUGGCGCUGUGCUGCUGCAGAGACUGGAGCACAACAUCAACAACUAUCUGCUCAUUCUCACACACCUUCAACUGAGUGGGCCAGUGGAGACUCCAGUAUUGUCUUGUGUUCCUGGGAGCACCCAGAGUCUGAGCACAGUCCUGCUCAACUACAACCGACUGAUCUCAGGCAAACUAGAGCGGUUCAUGAUUACCCUGGAAGACAGAUGCACUCCCCAGUGACAAAA
Molecule: messenger RNA, 1119 nt
Organism: Thunnus maccoyii (southern bluefin tuna)
Lineage: Eukaryota; Metazoa; Chordata; Actinopteri; Scombriformes; Scombridae
Gene: thpo
Product: thrombopoietin
Exons: 5
Coding region: 581-1114 (177 amino acids)
Biological process (GO): cell population proliferation
Cellular component (GO): extracellular region
Molecular function (GO): hormone activity; cytokine activity
Source: RefSeq, a predicted model, not a curated record